Messenger RNA from Microplitis mediator, 1531 nucleotides. RefSeq names its product 26S proteasome regulatory subunit 4 (gene Rpt2). Gene Ontology annotation, biological process: proteasome-mediated ubiquitin-dependent protein catabolic process. Gene Ontology annotation, cellular component: proteasome regulatory particle, base subcomplex. Gene Ontology annotation, molecular function: proteasome-activating activity; ATP hydrolysis activity; ATP binding. The transcript has 4 exons. The record is from RefSeq and is a predicted model, not a curated record. Bases 90 to 1412 code for a protein of 440 amino acids. Lineage: Eukaryota; Metazoa; Arthropoda; Insecta; Hymenoptera; Braconidae.
UUUUAUUCUUCUGUACUUGUCAAGAUGGCGGCCUCCUACAGUUUGGAGUGACUUGUGAUUUCAGGUGACUGUCAAAGCAUUAAGAAUAAAUGGGUCAGAAUCAAUCAGGCGCAGGAGGUUCUGGUGGAGAUAAAAAAGAUGACAAAGACAAAAAAAAGAAGUAUGAGCCACCAAUUCCAACGCGAGUUGGUAAAAAGAAACGUCGUACCAAAGGUCCAGAUGUGGCUGUCAAAUUACCUCAAGUGACUCCACAUACUAGAUGUAGGCUUAAGCUUUUGAAGUUGGAGAGGAUAAAGGAUUACUUGUUGAUGGAAGAAGAGUUUAUUAGAAACCAAGAAAGACUUAAGCCCCAGGAGGAGAAAAAUGAAGAAGAGAGAUCUAAAGUUGACGACUUGAGAGGAACUCCAAUGUCCGUGGGAACGUUGGAGGAAAUAAUUGAUGAUAAUCAUGCAAUAGUAUCCACUUCAGUAGGUUCUGAACACUACGUAUCGAUUCUUUCGUUUGUGGAUAAAGAUCAGCUGGAGCCUGGUUGUUCUGUUUUACUAAACCACAAGGUUCAUGCAGUCGUUGGUGUUCUCGGAGAUGACACAGACCCAAUGGUUACUGUUAUGAAAUUAGAAAAAGCACCUCAAGAGACUUAUGCUGAUAUUGGAGGUCUUGAUACGCAAAUUCAGGAAAUCAAAGAAUCAGUCGAAUUACCCCUAACUCAUCCAGAGUAUUAUGAAGAAAUGGGUAUUAAACCACCAAAAGGUGUUAUUUUGUACGGUCCACCUGGUACUGGCAAGACUUUACUCGCAAAGGCUGUAGCAAAUCAAACUUCCGCGACUUUCUUGCGUGUCGUUGGUUCUGAACUGAUUCAAAAGUACCUUGGAGAUGGUCCCAAAUUAGUUCGUGAACUCUUCAGGGUUGCAGAAGAACAUGCACCGUCAAUUGUAUUUAUUGAUGAAAUAGAUGCUGUUGGUACUAAACGAUAUGACAGUAACAGUGGUGGAGAAAGAGAAAUUCAACGAACUAUGUUGGAAUUAUUGAAUCAACUUGAUGGAUUUGACAGCCGUGGUGACGUAAAAGUAGUUAUGGCAACAAAUAGAAUAGAAACUCUAGAUCCCGCUUUAAUUCGUCCAGGUCGUAUUGACCGAAAAAUAGAAUUCCCGCUUCCUGAUGAGAAAACCAAGAGACGUAUUUUCAACAUUCACACCAGCAGGAUGACCUUGGCGCCAGAUGUUAAUCUAUCUGAAUUAAUAAUGUCAAAGGAUGAUCUCUCCGGUGCUGACAUUAAAGCCAUAUGUACUGAAGCCGGUCUGAUGGCACUGCGUGAACGUCGUAUGAAAGUCACAAAUGACGAUUUCAAAAAAUCUAAAGAAAGUGUUCUCUACAGGAAAAAAGAAGGAUCACCAGAAGGACUUUAUUUGUAAAAAAUAUCAGCGCAAUAUUUCUUAUUAUCUUUUUAUUAAAUUGAACCAUUUUAUCAACUUACUCAUUUGUGCUCUUAUUUUUUCCAAAAUAUAUGAUAAAAAUAAAAGUAAUAAAUUAA